UUUAUAAAUCAAUAAUGAUCAACUUUCAUCAGUUCAGCAGGUAACUUAUGUUUUCCGCUUCCGUAAAUACAACUGGAAGGUAUACACAAUAGUCUUAUAAUAUAGCAUAUUCCCAUGACGAUUGAAUGCCUCUUUUUCUUCUUUCUAUUUUUACAUAUAACCUAUAAGUUUAUAUGAAGGAGGCUCCUUGGUCCAAGUUAAUAGUUUACAUAUGUAAUCAUUGUCAUGCCUUCCGAUACUCGGACACAAUUAUUACAGCUUCUGGUUGACUUGUGAGAAAAGGUUAUAAAUAAUUGAUUUCAAAACGAGUGUUUAUCUAAUAUAGAGAUUGAAAACAAAGGCUAAUCAUCGAUUAUAUAGAUUUGUAUAAAAAUUUGUAACAAAAUAGUUAACUGUAAAUGUUUUGGAAGUGCCUAAGUUAGACAUGUAAUUAUUUUUUAAAAAAACAAUGCACAAAUCUUUUCGUGACAUAUAUGUUUCAGCCGAGGUCAGAAGGAUACAUAUGAUGAAGAAAAAGCCAGCUAAAGGUCUUCAGGCUCUUGCCUCAGGAACCCUUGCCUUAGCAAGAUGUCAUACUGUUUUAGAUAAAACAGAACAACAAUUGGAGCAUGCAAUCGAGAGAGAAAAUAGGGCUCCGAAAACAAUGAUCGAAAGAGCACAAAUGAAAGGAGAAAAGUUAAUUCACACUAAACCCGUCUUGUUGUGUGUUGUUAUGCUGAAUAUAAUCGACUGUAUCCUUGUUCUUGGAGAACUGGUACUUGACAUGUACUACAUCAAAGCUCUGAUGGAGUCACAUGAAGACGUAACUCACACUUUCAUCACAGAAAUGAAAAUUCUGUACCCUAAUGUGCUUUAUAACAUAGGAAAAUCCGAUAUUGAACCACUGUAUGACAAUAUUUUACAUGCUCAAAUAGACUGGGACAAUUUUACGAUGGCUCACAGCAAGUCGUUACAAGAUAAAUUGUCUGCGAAAAAUAUAACAAAAUUGUCUCUUCAACAUAGUAUUGUGAAGAGAGAAGCAGAAUUACCGUCACACAUUGACAAGUUUAUAAAUGACAGAAUAAACCAUACACAUUUCCACAAUAAUCGUCAUGUAGAGGAUCAUCCUAUAGAGGAAGUCCUAGCACAUGCUUUCCACAAAGCCAGCAUUUCAAUUCUUUGUAUUUUAGCCGCAGAGAAUCUGUUUAAGAUAUUUUCUUAUGGGAAAGCAUUCUUCGAAAGAAAAUUAGAAAUGUUUGAUUGUAUGGUUGUAUUUUGCUCUUUGUUUGUUGAUGUCUACUUUUUGAAAGGAAUAAGCGCUUUUAAAAUCCAAGACUUCGUAAUCAUAUUGGCUUUCCUGAUGCCAUGGAGAGUUAUCCGAGUUGUCAACAGUCUAGUUGUAUCAGUUAUAGAACAUGAACACUUCAGAAUGAAACUUCUCUACAAACAAAAGAAAAAUAUUGCUAAUGACCUUAAGAAAGUUAAAUCAGAAGCCAAAGUCCUACGGCAAUGUUUGGAUGUUGUACAGAAGAUGGCCAUAGACGGAGGAAUUCCAGAACCGAAAAUAUCUCAACAUUUAGCCUUGCUUCAACAGAAACAGAACAAGAAAAACAAAAUUUUUGAAGAAAACAUUAAACAGAGUUUACCAUUGUCUCCGUUCAAGAAAUCUUCGGAAAGUUCAUCGUCGGAACCAUUGUCCGUAGAAAAUGGAUCAUCUUGUCGGACUGUACAUAAUUACACAGAUGAAGACAAUAAUACAAUAUCUAAUGUGGGUGGCACAGACAACAAUAUGGUUUAGUCAACUACUGUUUUUUAUAAAGCGAGUAUUGUAUUGAAGUAAAGCAAGAGAAAAUAUUGUAAGAAAUGUCAAAAUGGCAUUGUGCUAUUUUGCAAGAGCAAUUAUAAAUAGAAUGUCUUCCGCUUAGGAAAUUGAGUCAUCAUGAGAAUAUCCGAGGUAAAGCUUUUCCAUGACAACGAAGUCUUGAGAAAACUAUAUGAAUAAAGUUGUUGUUAUGAAAACUUUAAAUGGAGGUGUUUUCUACUUAACAUAUUAUAUUACAUGUAGAUUAACUGCACAAUAAGUAGUAAACUUUUUUAUAUAACAGAGCCUAACUUUUAAGGUUGAAUUUAUUCAUUUUUAUAUCAUUUUUUAUAUCAUUUUUUGUAUCAUAUCACAUGUUGUAUUGAGUUUUAUAUUUUAUAUUAAAACAUCCAUUUACAGCUUG
Mytilus californianus (California mussel) is the source of this 2204-nucleotide messenger RNA. RefSeq lists its product as uncharacterized. Bases 449 to 1777 code for a protein of 442 amino acids. Gene Ontology annotation, molecular function: voltage-gated proton channel activity. Gene Ontology annotation, cellular component: plasma membrane. Gene Ontology annotation, biological process: proton transmembrane transport. The transcript is spliced from 9 exons. The record is from RefSeq and is a predicted model, not a curated record. Lineage: Eukaryota; Metazoa; Mollusca; Bivalvia; Mytilida; Mytilidae.